This is a messenger RNA of Lichtheimia ornata, 3279 nucleotides long. RefSeq lists its product as uncharacterized. The coding region runs from base 1 to 3279 and encodes 1092 amino acids. NCBI's taxonomy places the organism in Eukaryota, Fungi, Mucoromycota, Mucoromycetes, Mucorales, Lichtheimiaceae. The transcript is spliced from 10 exons. Gene Ontology annotation, molecular function: DNA binding; DNA-binding transcription factor activity, RNA polymerase II-specific; zinc ion binding. Gene Ontology annotation, biological process: regulation of DNA-templated transcription; DNA-templated transcription. The record is from RefSeq and is a predicted model, not a curated record.
AUGUCACUACAAUGGUCAACAGAACACGAUCGCUCUCACGAUCAGCAACAACAACAACAGCAGCAGCAACAACAGCAGCAACAGGCUUCACUCUAUCCGGCCCAUGCUUCUUCACUACGACCUCUCCAACCACAUCCUUAUUUACAACCUAUGCCACUAGCACCUUAUCCUCCUCCCACUCAGCAACAUCAACCCCCUUAUGCUCAAUACCGACCAUCAUCAACAUCCAACACUACAUUAUCAUCACACGAUGACAGGCAACAAGAUGUUAAACGUAUGCGUAUCAGCAGAGCAUGUGAUGGAUGUCGACGCAAAAAGAUCAAAUGCGAUACUGCAGGUCCUGGUCAUCCUUGCAAGAACUGUCAAGCAGCCAAGGUCGAGUGUACAUUUAACGAUAGCGCCAAGAAGCGUGGUCCUCCGAAAGGAUACAUUGAAGUAUUGGAAAACAGGCUGAAACGAAUGGAGCGUAUAUUGGGUGGUUUGGCAGAUGAAGAUGAAUCCAACAAUAAUACGGCAGAUGAAUCCUCUUCAACGACACGACGUCGCAGUAACAACAACGCAGUUGGGAAUGAAAAUGACGAUCACAGCACCCUCAGCAGUAAUAGCAGCAGCAACAACAGCUAUAAUAACCACGGCCCAGGAAAUGGCACCUGCAGUACCAACAAUAAUACAACAACAACAGCGACUCCGGUUCCUGAAAAGGGCAAAAAAGUUGCCGUCGCCGAACAAGAGCGGAUAUCGGGAUUAUCAUCCUUGAGCAGUAGUGGCAGCGCACGGUACAUUGGUGACAUGAGCCCCUUGCCGUUUCUUGCACAAAAGAUCAAUUUCGAAGACGCACGUGUCGCAUCUCAUAUCGGCUUCAAGGUGCGAAAGUUUGGGCAAAGCUUGGUCAUGUACAAGGAAGAUGAGGAGGGUCAAAAUGGCAACAUACGCUUAUUGCAGCAACUCGGCAAACUGAAACCCGGGCAGACCAUCAAUACAAUGAACGAUUGGAUCUAUACUGUGGCUGGAAUUGAUAAAAUGACAAGCGACAGGCUGAUGAAAGUCUACUUUGCUUAUAUUCAUCCUGGUUUACCUGUCGUCAAUAAAAUUCUUUUUCUCAAGCAAUAUCGACGGCAAUUGGGCGAUUAUCCAUCACCACCACUCCUCAACUCCAUAUAUGGCGCCGCUGCACGCUAUAUCGAGACAUGUCGGAUAUUCGACGACAAGGUGCUUUCCGAUAUUCCCAUAUCCAACAUGAAAGAAGGAUGGUCCGAGAGCCUAUUCGACAACCUAUUGACCUAUCUCAAAGGACGCUAUACAACUCCAUGCGUUGCUACAAUACAAGCUCUCGUCAUUAGUCAAUACCAUCGCGCAAGUCUCGAUGAAAAGAUGGCAAGUGGAUGGCUCUUGAACUCUGCUGCAACGCGAAUGGCACAAGAUCUUGGAUUACAUCGAUCGAGUGACAAUUGGGACAUUCCAGAAAGUGAAAAGGAGACUCGAAGGCGUGUUUGGUGGUCCGUCUACAUCCUUGACAAGUGGUCAGCAGCUGCAACAGGUCGCCCACAAACCAUCUUUGACGAGGAUUGUGAUGAAAUUUAUCCAAAUGAGAGUGCCAAUAUGGAUGAAGUUAUGGAUACCCCGUUAUCUGAGGGUGACGAUUAUGAAAUGCGAUUUCCCUCACUGGAUCGAAGCAUUGCACAAAAGGUCAAAGGAGAUCGGAUCCCGAUUUAUCAGCCGUUUGUGCAACUUGUCAAACUGUCCGAAAUCUUGGGUCGCAUUCUGCAAGGCCUUUAUACACCAAGAGCAAAACGACACAGUGCGGAGCAUGGCAGUGAUGCGAUUGUGACCUAUUUGGAUAAUACACUAUCAGAGUGGCGUGCUAGUCUUCCACCCUCCCUGCAAAUCUCAACCACCAAUGUACGACGUCUUGAUAGCCAUGGCCAAUCACCUUUAUUAUCCAUGUCAGGCAUCAUGUAUCUCACCUAUUGUACACUCUUAAUUCUCUUGCAUCGGCCCUUUAUUGAGAAGGAUGAGGAUGGGACUCGAUUAUCAAUGUCUUCUUUGACUAUUUGUACCAAUGCAGCAACUCGAUGUGUGGACAUUGCUGAAAAGAUGCAUUAUCGUGAUUUCCUUUUGGUGUCUUGGAACUUUGCAAUCUAUCCAAUCUUUACAGCCUCAUUGAUUCACAUUUACAAUGCUGGAAGCACUGAUACGAUUGUGGCGGAUGUGGCAAAGGCAAACCUUAUUCGAUCCAUGAGCGUGAUCAAACGUCUCUCCAAAUUAUCGCCUGGAGCAUGUCGAUUAUAUGAGGUGUUGAAAAAGUUGAUGGAGACACGCAACAUUUCGGUGGAUGAAGGUGACGUUUCUGAAAAUGAAAUGAUACAGCAGCAGCAGCAGCAGCAGCAAAAGAAUAAACGCAAAAAGCGCACUAGUAAAACAACUCGUCAACAACCUACUCAUUCAUCACCGCCACAACCUACCCCACAACGACCACAGCCUGCAGCGGCAUUACAGUCUGUGACACAAUCCAAUACGGUCGGCAUUGAAGCACAAGGAGAGAUCAAUGAUGAAUAUCAAGCCACGAUACCUUCACGUGGAAAUGGAGUUGACGGAUCAUCACCUUUAAGGCUCACAACAACCACACCUUCAGGGAGUCGUUCAUCCGAUGCUGAUCGUCCAAGUAGUGGUGGAUCAACGCCAACAUCGUUUAUCAAUGGCGAAUGGAUCAAUGGUUUAUACUCAUCCAUGGAACCAACAUCAUCAGCAACAGCUGGAGGUGAAAUACCAGGAUCAUCCGAUAAUGAUGUGCAUUCCCUUCGCCAAUUUGGUCUACCAAUGGAAUCCAUGUUUCCUACCGUGGAACAAGUUCAACUCCAACAGCAACAACAACAACACCAACAGCCCCUACAAAUGGCUGGCAGCAUGAUGCUUCCUCUAAGUUCAGCCGAUAGUUUCUUGUUUGGUAUCCCUGACUUUGGGUUCACAAUGGGACAGCUACAACAACAACAACAACCAGCAGUCGUUCCACCCUAUUCUUCCUCCAAUGUAUACGCCCCCGAAACAUCAUCCACCAACAACACUACAACUGCUGCUUGUGAAAACCAUUUCCGUAAUCGACCCGACAAUCCAUUCUGGUCCGUACCAAGUAGCUUGGAAUUGGAUGAUUGGACAGCGUAUCUAUUACCCCAACAACAGCAGCAACAACAGCAGCAGCAACAACAACAACAAGCAUCAUCCUCACAACAACAUCAGCCUGAAAAUCAACAACAAUGGAGGCCGUCUGAAGGCUGGAUGUAA